This is a messenger RNA of Arachis ipaensis, 810 nucleotides long. Lineage: Eukaryota; Viridiplantae; Streptophyta; Magnoliopsida; Fabales; Fabaceae. The record is from RefSeq and is a predicted model, not a curated record.
AGGUUGAAGACAAUGAUCAAGAAAUCUGGUACAAGAGAGAAUCCAAAUAGGUUGUUCCACACUUGUGCAAGAUACCUGAAGGGAAGCCACUGCAACUUCUUUAGGUGGGUUGAUGAUGUUGGGUAUGAAGCAGGAGCAGAAACUGAUGUAGAGGUUGACAGUGAGUAUGAUGAAUGGAGAUUGAAUGUGUCAUGGAGAGUGGGUAGCUUGGAGGGUGAAGUUAGAGCAAUGAAGAUGCUAAUAAUGUACAUCUCAGUUGCAACGAUUGUGGCUACUGUCAUUUUUGCAUCACUUUUGUUCACAUGUAUCUCCAAGUAAAGCUACAGAUGGAGUGUUAUGUUGUCGUGCUUUAGGGGUGUUGUUAGAGUUUUGAAAUUGAAUUAGUUGUUAUGUAAUGAUGAUGUGACUUAUGAAUAAAUUAGGUGUUCCAGCUUGAUCGUGUUUAAGUCAACAUAAACUUGUCCUUUGAGCAUGAUGGGUUUGAUUGAAAAUACAAUAUGGUGAUGUUUGUAACCUAAAUAUAAAUUCACCAAAAAGCUGUAUACAUCACAAUAGACAUAAUCAUUGUUAUAAUCCAUAACAAACAUCAUAAUCAUAUCAUAUUGUCUUAGUAGAUAUACCACAUAGGUAAUCAAGGAUCCACAACUUAACAGAGCAAAACAAAACAAAGGUUCCAUAGCAUUGUUCACCUAAACAAAACAACAUAAUAGGCCUAACUAAAAUAUCCUGAUAACACAACCAUAUUGUUUACACAAUCUUGUUCCCAAAAAGCUAAUAACAACGACAUACAAAACACAUUUCCUAAUUAAA